UCACCGAACAACGGUGGCACUGCGCGCACCCAACAACGUUCUCACUUUCCCAUUGGAGCUUCCAAGCACACUUGACAGGGCACCAUCGAAACGCGCCGACUGGGGGCACGGAUAAGCGCCCGUAGCCGUGGCUUUCUCCAAAUUGCCCCCGUCUCGGCCAGCCUCGGUGGAUGAUCUUCGUUCCUUCGUCUGGGCGUUCUUAAACCAGGUCGAUAUUCGGACCGCCAGGCUGCAGACGGUGACGUACGAGCGUGAUCUUGCUCGUCAAAACCAAGAUGGUGCUCAUAAUCCAUCCUCGUUACAGACAGGUAUCUCCGCCAGUGGCGUUCAAAACUGCGAUCUCCGCUAACAAAUCUACGGCCAAGCAAUGGGGAUUCGAGGUGGGGAAUCUUCGACCAAGCAACGAAGAUCCAAGGUUGGGAACAUCUGAGAAACCCAAGAGAUCAGGAUCUGCAUCGCCAGGAGCUGUGGGAUCAGGAACAACGCCUGCUGUGAACGCUAGGUCGGCGUGCGGACUGGAAGAGGCGACGUCAGGCUUGGCGGUGUCAGAUGGCACCCUUGAGGUUCGAGACGAUCUCCAGAACGCCCUGGAAGGGAUCGAAACUUCCGCGUUUGUCCAAUUCGGCCAUGUCAAGGCUGGCGCGGAUCUCCGGAGCUUGAAGGACUGGAUCACGAUCAUUGAGGUCCAAUGCGAGAGGACAGUGCCGCUCGAGUUCUUGGAUCUUGAAUUCACCCGCUUUGUUAACGCAGUUGACAAGUUGAAGGCCACCAAAGAAGCAUCCCAAGCGUUGGAGCCACAGCUCGCCGAUAUCCAACGUCAUCACGACUACUCCCGAUCCCAUCUCUGGGAGAUCGAAGACAACAGGGGUGCCUUCGAGGAUCCGGAUCCCAAUACCAGCAGUCUGGGAUUCUGUGGAUCCGGAUCCCAAUACCAGCAGUCUGGGAUUCUGUGGAUCUGCGGUCAUUGGGUCCAAGGCCAGGGGUUAGGCCACUCGAAAGAAGAUGAGCAGACGGAUGGAGAUGACGGUAGCCCCAAGGGCCCGGAGGACUCCCGGAUGGCGGACGAGGGACUGGAAGAAGAUACUCGGCGUGCUCUCACUCGGCUUCGUUAA
This is a messenger RNA of Phytophthora infestans T30-4, 1112 nucleotides long. RefSeq lists its product as uncharacterized. The record is from RefSeq and is a predicted model, not a curated record. The transcript is spliced from 6 exons. Bases 276 to 1112 code for a protein of 278 amino acids. Lineage: Eukaryota; Oomycota; Peronosporomycetes; Peronosporales; Peronosporaceae.